CCGGUUUGGUGGUAUUUACAAACAAGUCGGGAAGAUGGCUGCUCGUAUUCACCGCCUUGGGAAAUUAAGCGGCUUGCUUCGUCCUUCAUCGCCUGUCAUAUCCUUUAACACCACAUGGAGUCGAAGAUAUGCAAAGGGAUUGAAUGGUAGCACUAUCAGGAUAGGAUGCUCGUCGGGAUUCUGGGGCGAUACGGCCGUUUCUGCACCACAGCUGAUAUAUGGAGGGAAAAUUGAUUACUUGGUGUCAGAUUAUUUGUCAGAAAUCACAAUGUCUUUGAUGACAGCUGCAAAAAAUAAAAAUCCUGAGAUGGGCUAUGCUCCAGAUUUUGUCUUGGCGUCCACAGCACCUUAUGUUAAAGAAAUUAAAAAGAGAGGUAUCCGUGUUAUAAGUAACGCUGGAGGUACCAACCCUCAGGCUUGUGCUGCUGCCCUGCGUGAAGUCUGUCGGAAGGCCUCGGUUGACCUGAACAUUGCUGUUGUCACGGGCGAUGACCUGAUGCCAAAGUGCUCUGAAAUAGAUGAACAAGGAUACAAAGAGAUGUUUUCUGGAACAAAGUUCCCCAGCACAGUCAACAGCAUGAAUGCAUAUCUUGGUGCUGGGCCGAUAGCACGUGCUCUAGAUCUUGGUGCAGACAUUGUAGUUACAGGCCGGUGUACAGACAGUGCUCUUGUCUUAGCCCCUCUCCUACACAAGUUUCAGUGGAAAAUGGAUGAGUUUGAUAAGCUUGCUGCUGGCAGUCUGGCUGGACAUCUGAUAGAAUGUGGCGCCCAGGUGACCGGAGGUAUCUUCACAGAUUGGCACAAGGUUGAAAACUGGGAUAACAUUGGAUUUCCCAUCGUGGAGUGUGAUGCUGACGGAGGGAUCAUUGUAACUAAACCUGCUGGUACCGGGGGUCUGGUAUCCACGGCAACGGUGUCAGAACAGCUACUAUACGAGAUUGGGGACCCAGCUCACUACUUCCUGCCAGACGUGGUGUGUGAUUUCACAGGGGUCAACCUUACUGACUUAGGCAAGGACAAGGUGCUAGUUGAAGGGGUCAAGGGGAGACCGCCCACUGCAGACUACAAAGUGUGUGCGACCUACUUAGACGGGUACAGGUGUACUGCUGUGGCAGGUGUGGCUGGACCAAGCAGUAAAGCUAAAGCAGAGAAAACAGCCGAGGCUAUAAUCAAGAGAUGUAAAAAGAUAUUUUCACAAAUGAAGUUGGAGGAUUUCACAAAUGUGGAGAUGGAAGUUUUAGGAUCAGAACAAAUGUAUGGUCCUAACUCCAGGAUUCCACAGGGCAGUAGAGAGUCAGUGAUGUGGCUAGCUGUUCACCACCAACAGAAGAGAGCUCUACAGAUGUUUGCUAGAGAAAUAGCUCCUGCCGGCACUGGCAUGGCACCAGGCUUGACAGGGAUUGUUGGAGGGAGACCAAGUGUGUCGCCUGUUUUGAAGCUGUUUUCAUAUUUAUACCCAAAAGGACAAAUGAAGAUUGACAUUCAAAUGAAUGGAGAUCAUGCAGAGACAUUCCAGCCCCAGUCUGUCACCACGGCGACCUACAACACGGGUGACACGGGGACAGAAACUGGAGAUUCCAGUCCCCUCCCUUCAGGCACCCGUACCUACCGACUGGGCGACCUCGCCUACACAAGGAGUGGUGACAAAGGCAACUCGGCCAAUGUCGGUGUGAUUGCCAGGCACCCGAGUGUGUUACCAUAUCUACGACAGGCUAUCACUGCCGAGGUUGUAGAUAACUAUUUUGGUCACCUCUUCACCGACAGGGAAGGCCCUCUUAACACUAGGGUUCAAAGGUUUGACGUACCAGGGAUUCAUGGAAUGAACUUUAUGUUACAUAAUGUACUCGGUGGUGGGGGAAUAGCAUCGCUACGCUGUGAUCCACAGGGAAAAGCGAUGGGUCAGAUGUUACUUGACCUGGAGUUAAGACAGAUGCCAGACUUUGGUGACGUGUGUAAUACAGACUGAUGUCAUGGUAACCGGGAAAAGGAGGUCAUGAUGUUACACCAGCCUCUGGAGGUCAAGGACAUGUCAGACUCCGGGACAAACUGAUAUUGUGAAGUGUUGGGAGACAUCCUGAUACUUCUUAGCUUCUCUCAAUACCAAUAUGGUAUUCAAUAUGAUUAUAAACCAAUCUUUUAUUCUAUAUUACCUCAGGGAUAAGCUGUGGAAGGUUAAUUAUUGCAAGUAUUUUGAAAAUUAAUUGGUGCAAGCGUUUUAAAAUGACUUCAUCAGAAAUCAUCGCCACGUAUGUCAAAUCCAAAUAUUGGCACAUUUGUUCUUAGCUGCACUUUUAUCCAUUUUGAUGAAUUGUAUCUGCACAAACUGCUGAGGAUAUUCUAACCAUGAGAGAUUGCUGGUGAUUUUAAUUUAAUACAAGAUUAAUUACACUGAUGUCACAUGGCUUGGUAUCAACAUUUUCCAAAAAGAUAUUUUUUUCUCUCUCUUUCUAAUGUCUAUAUUGUUUAAUAUCAUGUGAUUAGAAAUGAACUCCUCUUAAUAUCAUGUUCUAUGUUUUCCCUGACAUCAUGUGUGGAAUUCACCUGUUUACUGCUUGUCGAUAUAUUCUCGCUAAAUACCAAUUCUUGUCACAACACAUGUACAUGAAAACCAUAAUUUUGCCAGUCAUCACUCCUGUUUGAUAGUGAUAUAUGUGUGUGUGCUGUGGUUGGAAUAGCAUGGCGUGAAUAGGGUGCCAACCAAUAGGCUCAAACCUAUGAAAUCAAUUAAGACUUUUCUUGUUAUUGCUAAGAGAAUCAUUGAUACUUCAGCUUUGUGUAAAAAAGUACACCAAACAAAUGUUGAAAUGUUUAAUUAUUGAUGAUCAGUAGAUAAGGUUUUUUGAGAGGCACAUUUCACUAUACAUGUAAUGAAUUUAUUGGUAUGUUUCUGUUAUAUAGCGGGUGACAUAACCCUGUGUGUACUUCAGAAAGAUGUGACACAAGAUAGUGGGCCUCACAGUGUAAUACUCUAUAUAUGAUGUGAUGUCCACUUAUAUACAUUUCUGUUAUAUAGCGGGUGACAUAACCCUGUGUGUACUUCAGAAAGAUGUGACACAAGAUAGUGGGCCUCACAGUGUAUUACUCUAUAUAUGAUGUGAUGUCCACUUAUAUACAUUUCUGUUAUAUAGCGGGUGACAUAACCCUGUGUGUACUUCAGAAAGAUGUGACACAAGAUAGUGGGCCUCACAGUGUAUUACUCUAUAUAUGAUGUGAUGUCCACUUAUAUACAUUUCUGUUAUAUAGCGGGUGACAUAACCCUGUGUGUACUUCAGAAAGAUGUGACACAAGAUAGUGGGCCUCACAGUGUAUUACUCUAUAUAUGAUGUGAUGUCCACUUAUAUACAUUUCUGUUAUAUAGCGGGUGACAUAACCCUGUGUGUACUUCAGAAAGAUGUGACACAAGAUAGUGGGCCUCACAGUGUAUUACUCUAUAUAUGAUGUGAUGUCCACUUAUAUACAUUUCUGUUAUAUAGCGGGUGACAUAACCCUGUGUGUACUUCAGAAAGAUGUGACACAAGAUAGUGGGCCUCACAGUGUAUUACUCUAUAUAUGAUGUGAUGUCCACUUAUAUACAUUUCUGUUAUAUAGCGGGUGACAUAACCCUGUGUGUACUUCAGAAAGAUGUGACACAAGAUAGUGGGCCUCACAGUGUAUUACUCUAUAUAUGAUGUGAUGUCCACUUAUAUACAUUUCUGUUAUAUAGCGGGUGACAUAACCCUGUGUGUACUUCAGAAAGAUGUGACACAAGAUAGUGGGCCUCACAGUGUAUUACUCUAUAUAUGAUGUGAUGUCCACUUAUAUACAUUUCUGUUAUAUAGCGGGUGACAUAACCCUGUGUGUACUUCAGAAAGAUGUGACACAAGAUAGUGGGCCUCACAGUGUAUUACUCUAUAUAUGAUGUGAUGUCCACUUAUAUACAUUUCUGUUAUAUAGCGGGUGACAUAACCCUGUGUGUACUUCAGAAAGAUGUGACACAAGAUAGUGGGCCUCACAGUGUAUUACUCUAUAUAUGAUGUGAUGUCCACUUAUAUACAUUUCUGUUAUAUAGCGGGUGACAUAACCCUGUGUGUACUUCAGAAAGAUGUGACACAAGAUAGUGGGCCUCACAGUGUAUUACUCUAUAUAUGAUGUGAUGUCCACUUAUAUACAUUUCUGUUAUAUAGCGGGUGACAUAACCCUGUGUGUACUUCAGAAAGAUGUGACACAAGAUAGUGGGCCUCACAGUGUAUUACUCUAUAUAUGAUGUGAUGUCCACUUAUAUACAUUUCUGUUAUAUAGCGGGUGACAUAACCCUGUGUGUACUUCAGAAAGAUGUGACACAAGAUAGUGGGCCUCACAGUGUAUUACUCUAUAUAUGAUGUGAUGUCCACUUAUAUACAUUUCUGUUAUAUAGCGGGUGACAUAACCCUGUGUGUACUUCAGAAAGAUGUGACACAAGAUAGUGGGCCUCACAGUGUAUUACUCUAUAUAUGAUGUGAUGUCCACUUAUAUACAUUUCUGUUAUAUAGCGGGUGACAUAACCCUGUGUGUACUUCAGAAAGAUGUGACACAAGAUAGUGGGCCUCACAGUGUAUUACUCUAUAUAUAAUGUGAUGUCCACUUAUAUACAUUUCUGUUAUAUAGCGGGUGACAUAACCCUGUGUGUACUUCAGAAAGAUGUGACACAAGAUAGUGGGCCUCACAGUGUAAUACUCUAUAUAUAAUGUGAUGUCCACUUAUAUACAUUUCUGUUAUAUAACGGGUGACAUAACCCUGUGUGUACUUCAGAAAGAUGUGACACAAGAUAGUGGGCCUCACAGUGUAAUACUCUAUAUAUGAUGUGUGUGUACUUCAGAAAGAGGUGUGAAAUCAAACCAAUUUGACCUCUUUCAUAUAAAUAAAGGACGUGUCGAAAAGCAAUGUUAUUUGAAGAAAAGAAGAUGUGAUACUUUUAUUAGAUGUAUGAUUCCCAUUUCAAGGUUGAAAUAUCUGUGAUUGUGUAACGGGGUGGAAACAUUCAAACUACAAUUUAUACUAGAUGCAUAAAUUUAUGAAAGAAUGAAAAUCAUGUGGAGAAAAUGGUUCAUUAUUGAACAUUACAUACAUUAAUAUGUAUACGACAAAUAUCAAUUUAAGUGUGAUAGCCGCACAAGGUUCCCAACACUUUAUUCUUAUACACGGGCCAGACAAUAUAAGUUUUACUUAUACACGGGCCAGACAAUAUAAGUUUUUCUUCUACACAGGCCAGACAAUAUAAGUUUUACUUCUACACGGGCCAGACAAUACAAGUUUUACUUCUACGCGGGCCAGACAAUAUAAGUUUUACUUAUACAUGGGCCAGACAAUACAAGUUUUUCUUCUACACGGGUCAGACAAUAUAAGUUUUACUUAUACACGGGCCAGACAAUAUAAGUUUUACUUAUACACGGGCCAGACAAUAUAAGUUAUUCUUCUACACGGGCCAGACAAUAUAAGUUUUACUUAUACACAAGCAAUAUCAGUUUUUCUUCUACACGGGCCAGACAAUAUAAGUUUUACUUAUACACGGGCCAGACAAUAUAAGUUUUUCUUCUACACAGGCCAGACAAUAUAAGUUUUACUUCUACACGGGCCAGACAUUACAAGUUUUACUUAUACACAGGCCAGACAAUAUAGGUUUUAGAAUGGAUAAUUUUGAAAACUACAAAGCAUAAUUGUAAAUAUUUUUACAAAAUGAAAAUAAAUGGCUGUCAUAUUGGUUUAAGUGUUCAAACGAUGACAUCAGGAUUAUGUCUGUUUUGGAAAUUGAACAUAUCAUAACUCACCGAAAUGCUGCUUUUGAUUUACAAAUUGCUUAAUCUUUAACUGAGCCAACAGUCCAUCUGAAGAGUUACCAGAUGAUGUCGGUGACUUUUCUUGAAAUUAUAAACAUUUAGAGGACUUUUAUUGAAAGUUUAGAAAUGGUCCAUUAUCACAAGUCUAGCCCCUGAGUCAAAUUUGUGCAGAUGUUGAACAUCCAGUGCUUUAUAUAAAAUUCCGUGUGAUUGUUGUGACAGUGCUGAUAAUCGGUCAGUUGUGAUGACUGUGAUGUAUAAUUUAUUAGUGUGAACUAGCAUGUGACUGUUUAUAUAGCAAAUAUACAAAUAAAACAUUCUAUAUUUCUAA
This is a messenger RNA of Mizuhopecten yessoensis (Yesso scallop), 6123 nucleotides long. RefSeq lists its product as uncharacterized. The record is from RefSeq and is a predicted model, not a curated record. Bases 35 to 1966 code for a protein of 643 amino acids. The transcript has 19 exons. NCBI's taxonomy places the organism in Eukaryota, Metazoa, Mollusca, Bivalvia, Pectinida, Pectinidae.